This is a messenger RNA of Menidia menidia (Atlantic silverside), 1572 nucleotides long. The record is from the annotation of a GenBank genome assembly. NCBI's taxonomy places the organism in Eukaryota, Metazoa, Chordata, Actinopteri, Atheriniformes, Atherinopsidae.
AUGACAACGCUGAGGAGGAUGUGCUCGUGGCUGCCUCGCCUGCAGCGGACCCUGCCGCGGAGCAGCCAGAGAGCGGCGGCCGCCCGGCUCCUCCACGCCGCCGCCGGUGGAGGCUUUCCGGCCCGGGGGGCCUCCUCCUCCGCCCAGCCGUCCCGGGGCUUCGGCCUGUCCGCGUGCAGGCCGACCAGCUCCGAUGACCGCUCCGCACACGAGGAGGGCGAGGACUUUUUAAAGGACAGCGAGGUGGAGGAGCUGUUCCAGCUGCAGGCUCCUACGGGGGCCGGUGAGGGACACCACAGGGUGUUCAUCGUCCACCCUGAUGUGAAGUGGGGAAGCCGGAAGCAGCAUCUGACCACCGCUGAACUGAUGAUGGCGGAGGCUGUCGGGCUUGUGAACACCUUGGACAACUGGACGGUUGUGGAUAAGAUCAUCCUCUCCACGAAGACGCCGGAGAAGAAGAGGAUAUUUGGCAAAGGGAACUUCCAGACCCUCACAGAGAAAAUCCGGCAGACAUCUGGAAUCACAGCUGUGUUUGUGAACGUGGAGCGCCUGUCCCCUCUGUCGGAGAGGGAGUUUGAGGAAGCCUGGGGGGUGAAGGUCUUCGACAGAUACUCGGUGGUGCUCCACAUUUUCCGCUGCAACGCCAGAACCAAAGAGGCCAAGUUACAGAUCUCGCUGGCCGAGAUCCCACUGUUAAGGUCCCGGCUGAAAAACGACAUGGUGAACCUGGAUCAGCAAGGAGGAGGAGCGCGAUACAUCGGUGGCUCAGGCGAAACCCUGUACGAGGUGCAGCAGAGGCUGCUGAAGGAACGGGAGAUGAAGAUCUGCUCGGCGCUGGAGAGGCUGCGCAGGAAGAGGCAGCUGCUGCGCUCCCAGCGGCAGCACAGGGAGUUCCCCGUGGUGUCCGUGCUGGGCUACACCAACUGUGGAAAGACGACUCUGAUCAAAGCUCUAACCGGUGACAGCGGUCUCCAGCCCAGGAAUCAGCUCUUCGCCACCCUGGACGUUACUGUCCAUGCCGGCCAGCUGCCCAGCCGCAUGACCGUGCUCUAUGUGGACACCAUCGGCUUCCUAUCCCAGCUCCCGCACCAGCUCAUUGACUCCUUCUCUGCCACCCUGGAAGACAUUAAACACUCGGAUCUUUUGGUUCACAUCAGGGACAUCAGCCACCCAGAGACUGUGAAUCAGAAGGUGAACGUGCUGAACGUCCUGAAGAACCUGCAGGUCCCAGACGGCCUGAUGAGCUCCAUGAUAGAGGUCCACAACAAGAUCGACCUCGUUGAGAACUAUCAGGCGGCGGCAGCAGAGCCCGGCGUGAUGGCCAUCUCCGCCCUGACGGGGCGCGGGCUGGAUGACCUGAGGAGAGCGGUGGAAGAGGAGCUGGUGAGAUCCACCGGGAAACUCAUUCUGAAUCUGGAGGUGAAUCUCAGCACCCCUCGGUUAAGUUGGCUGUACAAAGAGGCCACCGUUCAGGACGUGCAGGUGAACGCGGACGAAGGAUCGGCUGUCGUCAGGGUCAUCAUCAGCACGGCCGCCUACGGCCGCUACAGAAAACUGUUCGGAGGCGGAUGA